AUGGAAAACCAAGGAGAACAAGAAACACGGACUCCAGGAGAGACAGUUGAGAUACUGAGAGACAAGAUGGCGAGAACAUGCGUGGCAGCAGCUAGAGGUAGAGGUGGAGGCAGAGGAGGUGGCAGAGGGGCGGCCCCAGCUGGGGGAGACGUCCCAGUGGUUGACCCCGUGCCUCCAGUGGUUCCUAAUGAUGUAGCGGGAGAUGCAGCCGUACCAGCCCAACCAGCAGCAGUACCAGUUCCGCCAGGAGCUGCAGCUGCUCAGGGUAUACCAGAUGUUAUGGCACAGCAACUCCUUCUCGAGGGAUCAGAGUUCACAGGUAUAUUUAGGGCGUUCGGUUCAGUCCGCGAUGCAGGUGUCAGUUGGGGGCCAUCAGGGGCAAAUUAUCAGGCUUCCAGUCAGCAUGGAGGCUACACUGCUUCAUCAGCUUCUGUUCAGCGGCCUACGCUGGACCAUGCAUGCUUCGAGUGUGGUGAGAUAAGUCAUAUUAAGAGGUAUUACCCAAGAUUUAGACAGAGUAGGCAGAGGACUCAGUAUCAGACUCCUCGAGCUCCAUCUGCACCAGAUCGAGGCGGUAAGGAUCGCACACUGGCAGGGCGGGGCGGCCACACCGCUGGUAGGGGUGGUGCCCAGUCUAAUCGAGGCGGUCCUCAGGCAGGUAGAGGCGGACAGCGGCCCAGCAGAGGCGAGGCUCAGACUGGUAAUGGUAAUCGCGGUGGUUCACAGGUGACAGGGGGCGCAGUCAUUUGUACGCUUUUUCAGGUAGACCAGACCUGA
Messenger RNA from Lycium barbarum (goji berry), 777 nucleotides. RefSeq lists its product as uncharacterized. The transcript has 3 exons. The record is from RefSeq and is a predicted model, not a curated record. The coding region runs from base 1 to 777 and encodes 258 amino acids. Lineage: Eukaryota; Viridiplantae; Streptophyta; Magnoliopsida; Solanales; Solanaceae.